AUGUUUGGCGGAUCAGGGAGUGAUGGCGGAGGCAAGAUGUGGGACGCCAAUGCACCGGGGAAGAAUAUACCGCCGACAAGCUCCAACUCCACCACGUCCACCGGCAUUUACGCGGCGAUGCAGACGCCGGGCACCGCGAGCGUGCCGAAUGCGACCUACCAGGCGCAGCGGCCCCACGCCAUCCCGCUCGAGUCGGGAUUCAUGGGCGACGCGCGCGCUGCACGCUACUCGGGCCUGCACACGCCGGGGGGGGCGACACUAACGACCGAGCCCCGGGGGGGCGCGAUGCUCAUGCCGGGCACCAGUGCGUACCCCCAGUCCUUUGCGCAGAUGGGCGCAAUGGCGGGCAAUGCGCGGCCUGCGCUCCCUGUCCAGGCGCCUGCACGCCCGCCAGGGCCACGCCGGGGGCGCCCGCCACGCAACCCCCGCCCCCCUGCACAGACCACGCAGCCGGGGGGGCAGGACGAGUCCGCGCCGUACAUGGCCCGGCCGCCGAGCGGCGCGAUGCCGUUUACCCCAUCGCUGAGCGCGCCGCAGCAACAGGCGCUCAUGGCGCGCGCCGUGCAGCUGGUCAAGGCGCAGGACCAGCCCAGCUUUACGCCGCUCCACGCGCUCCUCCAGAUGGGCUUUGUGUUUGUGCGCAACGCACAGCUGCCGAACGCGCCGCCGAACGCGCAGGCGGGUGGCACGAUCCUGCGUGCAGACGAGGCCGCGGCACUCGGCCUGCUUCCGCCCCAGGCGCAAGGCGUCCGGCCGCCCGCACCACUGGGCUAUGGCCAAAACGUGCCGUUUGGGCGCCCGAUGCCGUUCGAGCCGGCGGUCCACCCAGAGGACAAGGCGCCUGCCGCGAUCCUGCCGGGCGCCCCGGCGAACGUGCCGCUCGUGCGCGGCGGCGCGCCGCCGCCCAAGUCGGCCGCCGGCGUGCCGGUCACGCCGCAAAACACACGCCUGACGCCGCUCCCAAGCGCCACGACGCAACCCUACCCGUGGGCGGCUCUCGCUCCGGCGGAAGUCGCGGAGCUCGAAGAGAUCAUGCGCACCGACGCCAAGUUUUUGCCGGUGCUGCAGGCGCAGCACAAGCGCGGCGAGGCCGAGCUGUAUGUGCACGCGGCCGGCGUGAUGCACCCGCCCCUGCCGCAGGUCCCGCCCAAGGCCGUGCCGUGGUGGGAAAAGGCGGCGCACGAGCCGAAUGCGCCGCGCAUCUCGGAGCCGCUGCGCAUCAUCUAUCCUGCGCAGCGGCAGCGGGCGCAAGAGCAAGGUGUGCGUGGCGUACGUGCUGCCGUGCCGCUGAGUGGCGCCGAGAUUGAGCGCGUUGCAAAUACCCCCGAGUCGCUCGUCCCCAUCCGUCUGGAGCUGGACCACGAGCCGUUCAAGCUGCGCGACACGUUUACGUGGAACGCGGCCGAGGACGACGCGUCGCUCGAGGCGUUUGCGGUGGCUAUUUGCGAGGAUAUGGGGCUGCCCGUCGCCGUAUUUGUGCCGCUGAUCAAAGGGGCCGUGCAGGCGCAGGUGAACGAGUAUGCGGCUGCGAUGGCGCUGCGCCCCGAGCCGGGCCUGCAUGGCGAUAGCGGCGAUGCGACCGGCAAGGCUGGGCAAGGGACUCUGGGCACCGAUGGCGAGCGGAUAUGGCAGCGCCUGCGCACCGAUGUGCUCCAUGGGGGCGAGGCGGAGCACGAGGAGCAAGACAUCGAGCACGAGGCCGAGCCACAGGAGGACACGGGGCACGCCGGCAAGGGCGACGACGAGGCCACCGUCAAGCGCGAGGGCGAGGACGUGGUCCCUGCCGAAAACGCGCCGGCGCCCGACGCAAAAGAUACACCCCGCAGCGACGCUGCGCUGCCCACCACCGAUCCGCAUCCAGCGCGCGUGGAGAGCACGCUGGACCAGGACCUGCGUGACGAGCUGCGCAUCCUGAUCAAGCUUGAUAUCCUCGUCGGCGCGCAGAAUCUCGUCGACCAGUUUGAGUGGGAUAUCCUGAGCGCCGACUCGAUGGGCGCCGAGCGCUUUGCCGAGGCGUUUGCCGCGGACCUCGGCCUGCCCGGCGAGUUCAAGACGGCGAUUGUGCACGCGAUCCGCGAGCAGGUCAGCACGCACCUGCGCCUCUUGUUCGUCCUGGGCUACCCCUUUAAUAAGUUGGCGUCGAUGGACGAGGAGAUCCGCACCGCCUUUUUGCCGGACGUCGACGCGGCGCAGCUCGCGCGCCGCCACGGCGAGGUGGAUGCGUACACGCCCAAGCUCGUGCAGCUCACGCCGACCGACGCGCUGCACCUCGAGCGCGAGCACGAGCGCGAGAUGCGGCGCAAGCGGCGGCAGACCAAGGGGCGGCGUGGCAUCAACCUUGCCGAGCGCGAGCCGCAACGCACGAUCCGCUCCGUGCCCGUGUAUGGCCUGCAAGGCGGCGUCCCCGACGCGACGAGUGCCGGGCAUUCGUCGCGCCGCGCGGCCGCCGCCGCGGCGAGCGCGAGCAUCGCGUCACUCGGCGAGCCGAUGGACGACACCAGCUCGCCCGCGCCGCAGAAACGCAUCCGCACCGACCGCCAAGAGGUGCACUUUCGGUACCCCGGCGGCCUCGGCGCGGCGGACGCGCCGGCCGUGCCGCACUUCCGCUCGCGGACGCUCGCGCAGACGCCGCUCGACGCGCUGGGCCGGCGCACGCCCGCGCAGGCCCCGCCGCCGACCGAAAGCGCGCCGCGCGGGCGCCCGCCAAAGGACCGGUCGACCGACGUGUCGCUUGCGCGUGGCGCGCGGCCGGAAGACCUCGAGCGGCAGCACCCCAACAUGUUUGACGGCGUGUGGCACUGCGGCAACUGCGGCCUGCCUGGCUACCUUGCGCCCGGCCGCCGCAAAGGGCCUGCCGGCGAAAAGACGCUGUGUGGCCCGUGCGGCAAGUACUACCACCGGCACCGCCGCAUGGAGAGCGUGACGUACACGCGCGACCCCGCGUACCACAUCAAGCGGCUGAAGCGCGUCGCGCCCGACGACGCGGCGGACGCCGCGAUGGGCGACUCGACCGAGCUGCCGCUCCUGCCCGAGGACAGCGACAGCGACGCGCUCGAGGCGCCUCCGCAGCCCCCCCGCUGGCUCGUCGCGGCGGCCGAGGCGUCACGGCGCAAAUACCCCAACGACCUCUUCCAGGUGCAGCUGCGCCCGCGCCUCCCCGACGCGCCCGAGCCGGCGGAGGAGUGGCGCAUCAAGUGCGCUGACUGCCCUGGCAAGGUGUACAAGCCGGGCCCCGGCGAGUCGCUGAUCAACUUUGAGAUCCAUCUAAAGAACCGCAGCCACCGUGCGGCCGUCGCGCGCCGCCUCGGUUCGGCGCCAUAG
Messenger RNA from Malassezia japonica, 3321 nucleotides. It is a transcript of the gene SNF5, whose product is annotated as SWI/SNF chromatin-remodeling complex subunit. Gene Ontology annotation, biological process: chromatin remodeling; positive regulation of pseudohyphal growth by positive regulation of transcription from RNA polymerase II promoter. Bases 1 to 3321 code for a protein of 1106 amino acids. The record is from RefSeq and is a predicted model, not a curated record. Gene Ontology annotation, molecular function: transcription coregulator activity. Gene Ontology annotation, cellular component: nuclear chromosome; nucleus. Lineage: Eukaryota; Fungi; Basidiomycota; Malasseziomycetes; Malasseziales; Malasseziaceae. The transcript has a single exon.